Molecule: messenger RNA, 9581 nt
Organism: Bombyx mori (domestic silkworm)
Lineage: Eukaryota; Metazoa; Arthropoda; Insecta; Lepidoptera; Bombycidae
Gene: Gad1
Product: glutamate decarboxylase
Exons: 15
Coding region: 270-1892 (540 amino acids)
Biological process (GO): GABA biosynthetic process
Cellular component (GO): cytoplasm
Molecular function (GO): glutamate decarboxylase activity; pyridoxal phosphate binding
Source: RefSeq, a predicted model, not a curated record
AGUCAGCUCUGGAUCCCCUCAGAGCUAGUCCAGCAUUAGUGGAUGAAUUUUACACAUAAAUCCACUGUUCCUUUGUCAUUUAUGAAAGAUUAUAAUUUGAUUUUUCCUCUGCUGUAUAUUUGUAACUAAACAUCCGAUUCUUUGGGGCACAUUUUUAUUUUUUUCUCUUCAAUUAUUUCUAUAGAAGUAACUUUUCCAAUUAAAUUUUAAUUCUUCGUAUAAUUUAUCUGUGCGGUCAAGAAUUUAAAUAAACUAUAGAAACUGACAAAAUGUCAAAACUAACACUGGACGGUUUCUUUUCAUACUGCAAGCAAAUAGCAGAGCAUAUACAAUUGAGCGAAAGGAUGGCUUCGAUAUCCGGCCAGGGAACUCCUAAGCUGACAUCCGCUGUCGGGAACCUGUACUAUGACUCCAUUCUGCCGUACCGCGAGGAUGCCAAUAUGCAGACCAGGGAGUUCCUCGCCAGGGUGGUGGACGUGCUCCUCGACUUCGUGCAAAAGGUCAACGACAGGAAUGAAAAGAUCUUGGAGUUCAAGAUGCCCGAAGAGAUGCAGAAGCUCCUAGACUUGGAGCUGCACGAUGAGCCUCUCCCUCUGAAGCAACUCCUCGAAGACUGCAAGGCUACGCUCAAGUACCAAGUCAAAACCGGGCAUCCUCACUUCUUCAACCAGCUGUCGUGCGGCCUGGACGUGAUAUCUCUGGCCGGGGAGUGGCUGACGGCUGCUGCAAACACCAACAUGUUCACGUACGAGAUAGCCCCGGUCUUCAUCUUGAUGGAAAACAUCGUGCUGGAGAAGAUGCGCAACAUGAUCGGGUGGAAGACUGGCGAUUCUAUACUGGCACCUGGCGGCUCUGUGUCCAAUCUCUACGCUUUCCUGGCUGCUCGUCACCACAAGUUCCCGCAGUACAAAGAGAAGGGUCUCACCAGCAUCCCUGGGCACCUAGUCAUGUUUACUUCGGACCAGUGUCACUACUCUGUGAAGUCCUGCGCUUCGGUCUGCGGCCUGGGCACAGACUACUGUGUGUGCGUGCCUUCGGACGAACGCGGCAGGAUGAUACCCGCCCAGCUGGAGCGCCUUGUCCGCUACCACAAGGACAAGGGCCACGUCCCGUUCUUCGUGAACGCCACUUCGGGGACAACGGUGCUCGGCGCCUUCGACCCGCUCAGCGAGAUUGCCGACAUCUGUGAGAAGUAUGACAUGUGGAUGCACGUGGAUGCUGCUUGGGGCGGAGGCCUGCUGUUCUCGAAGAAAUACCGUCACCCUCGGCUAACCGGCAUCGAGAGGGCUGAUUCUGUCACGUGGAACCCUCACAAGCUGAUGGGGACUCUGCUUCAGUGCUCCACAGUGCACUUUAAGUAUGAAGGUAUCCUUCUGAGCUGCAACGCUAUGUCGGCUGAAUACUUGUUCAUGACAGACAAGAUCUAUGAUCCUCGAUUCGACACCGGCGACAAGGUGAUCCAGUGUGGGAGGCACAAUGAUAUCUUCAAGCUGUGGCUGCAAUGGCGCGGAAAGGGUACGUCCGGAUUUGAACGCCUCAUGGAUCGUCUCAUGGAGCUAUCAGAGUAUAUGGUGCGCCGCAUCAAGGAGCAGCCGGACAAGUUCUACCUCAUUUUGGAGCCGGAGCUGGUCAACGUGUCGUUCUGGUAUCUGCCGAAGCAGCUGCGAGGGAUUCCUCAUGAUGCCAACAAGGAGAUACGUUUGGGGAAGGUGUGUGCCAAGCUGAAGGGAAGAAUGAUGCAGUCCGGUACCCUGAUGGUGGGCUACCAGCCGGACGACCGCCGCCCCAACUUCUUCAGGAACAUAAUAUCGUCGGCGGCUGUCACGGAAAAGGACGUGGACUUCUUACUCUCAGAGAUGGACCGCCUCGGUCAGGACAUUGUUGUUGAAUAAAUUUAAAUAUGUGUCCGUCAUUAUAAGUGUGGGAACUUACUUUGGAAUAGUGACAUCUGUGUUUUAAAAACGCAAACUGUACGUUUUAAUCCCAUAGCUUGCCGUAUGACUUUUGACAUAGGCAUCUAACGGGUUUUUUUCUUACACAUACAUUUGACAUGUCACUGCGGAGAGGUUAUUCGUCAGUAGCUUUCAAGGGCUAUUCUGGCUUGACCGGUUUGGUAGGUGAACUCACUAGGCUCAGCUUGAAAGAGUUUGCUAAAAUCUGCCUUAACAAGAGCAGUGCUUCACUGAAUCUAGCAUUGGAUCGAAAACAAACCCAGCUGAGUAGUACCGGUGAGAAACUUAGUGUAUUGUGUCUAUGGGUUACGGUUUAAAGCCUUCGUCAAACAGAACGCGUAAUUAGCGCGCGUCAGAGCGCUAAAGUGACGCCGCGCUAUGACGCCGAGAUGUGUUGUACUACUAUGGUAACAUACCGUCAAACAGAGCCCCAGCGCUAUAAGUACGCAGCGCUCUGUCGCGGCGUUAGGACGCUUUGACGUCAGGCGAUGUAAUUUUUUACAAAUUUUAUUUUAGCGUCCGAGUGAAUGUGUAUUAAAAUAGUAGAUAAUGCCCGAAAAAAUGAUAUAAAUAGUUCACUCGAUUUCUUAAUACUUUUAAAUUUUCCCACUGCUAUCGAAAGGCACUAUGAUUUGGCGAAUGCGUUGCGUCAAGGAGCGUUAGACUCAUCUAGUCAAUUUGAAGAGCGCGACGUUAAGUACGCGGCGCUAAGUACGCGUUCUGUUUGACGAAGGCUUAACUUGAAAAUUUCUUAUUUGACAACUGGCAACAAUUAAACCAAUAGCGCCAUCUAGCGUUGAUUAAACAAACUAUUACUUUAAUCCUAAGUAAGUUUCUACCGCUUUAUAUAAUGUUAUAUGUGUAAAGGUUCCAUUAAAAAUCAUUUAAUAUUCGCUGUAUAAAUGUUUAGAUGUCAUUUCGAUGUACGAAAAAAAAAGUAGAAACUAUAUUAACUAAAUAUGAUUAACAUCUUCUCCUAUUGACCGUUGUACGCGCCACCUUUAUUUUGUUGACCAGUGUGCUUGGUGCGAGUUUAUUGAUGUUCUCGCUAGCUAAGGUUUUUUUUAUUCCCCUACCUAUGCUGACAGCCUUGAGAGGCUAUUUCAGCUUCACCCUAACGUUUGUAGGUGAGCUCACGGGGCUCACACCGGAGAGUUGCUAACACUGACCCUAGCAAGAGCAGUGCUUCGCAGAAUCUACCACCGGAUCGGAAACGCGACCCACUGAACUGCGAUAUAAGUUCUAAGGUCUCAGUAUAGUUACAACGGGUGCACCACCCUUCAAACCGAAACGCAUUACUGCUUCACGGCAGAAAUAGGUGGGGUGAUGGUACUGCGUGCGGACUCACAAGAGGUCCUACCACCAGUAAUUACGCAAAUUAUAAUUUUGCCGGUUUCAUUUUUAUUACACGAUGUUAUUCCUUCACCGCGGAAGUCAAUCGUGAACAUUUGUUGAGUACGUAUUUCAUUAGAAAAAUUGGUACCCGCCUGCGGGAUUCGUACACCGGUGCAUCGCUCGAUACGAAUAUACCGGACGUCUUAUCCUUUAGGCCACGACGACUAAAAUUUAUUCUUGUCGAUUCAUUGAAAUAGUUUAUUAAUAUUUUACAGUAAUGGCAAAAGAAAAUCAUGUUAUAUCAAGCGAAAAGCCAAUUUAAUUUGUAUUCUUGAUCAGAUAACUAAUUUAGGAUAUCUAAUAAAAAAAAAAUGUUUAUGAACGCGUGUGAUUAAUUUUGUUGGCAAAUUUUUAUUGUUCUAUAGGGUGCAGAGCGGACGAAUAUUCUCGAUAACACCAUAAAAUGCUAUCGAAAUAAUAGAUUUGAUUAGUGUUUUUAAUGUAACCUUAGGUAGCAUUACUAUAACUCUAUAAUUGUCGCGCAAACUUAUCUCUCAGGUGGCGUUUGAGUUUUCGUGAGCACAUUGUACGUUUUAUCUAUUACUAAUAUAUAAAUAAAUCUACAGUGGUUUUUACGGAUGUUCCGUUAUAACUACUGAACCAUGCAUCCGAUUGACUUGUAACUGGGUAUCCAUGUAGAAAAUACAUGUACCUAAUGGAUAGGCUAAUAUUUAUAUGAGUGUUGGACUCCCUACACCAGUUGCGGGGGCGUUAAUGAUGAGAAUCUUCGUGGGGGUGAGAAAUAAUAAUGUUAAUUUUAAAUGGCCAGCGAAGCGGACGGGUGUACAGCUAUAAAGUUCUUUAUAUUUUCUAACAACAUAUUUCUUGUUAUCUCCGCUUUUGAAUUAGUCUGCACCCUGCGUUCUUAAAUUAGGAAAAAAAAAAUAGAUUUUUUAAGUAGACAUGUCUAUAAUUUAUAACUGUGCAAAGUAUUCUACGAUUUGUUUGUUAUUGAAAAUAAAAAUUUAAUCCGUCUCAAACAAAUGACGUAUAAUAGAAGAAAAAAAAUACUUUACAUUAAAAUAUGACACUGAAAAUAAGUUUUCUCUGAAAUUAAUAUAACAUUAUCGUUAUUAGAAGCUUAAAUGCGUAAUGUUUUCAAAUGCUAUUAAAUAUAUUUAUAGGUUAUUCGAAUUUUAGGAGCUGUUGUGAGUGUAAUUGCGCUUUGAAUGUUAUUGUAAGAAUUAAGACGUUGCUUUUAAUAUUAUUAAAAUAUUUUGUAGUUCACGCGUCAGUAAUGGCGGGCGUCAUAGAUUAUACACUUAAUAUUUGAGACUAGCUGCGCGCCACGUGGAAUUUAACAAAAUAGAAAUAGCCUAAGUUAUUCCUUGUUAUACCAGCUAUCUGCUAGUGAAAGUCCCGUUGAAAUCAACAGACAGACAAAAAUUAUAGAAAAUAUCAUUUUGAUAUAUAUGUGUCGUAUAUACAUUCAUAUUCAUGUAUUGAGAAGUGGUUAUAUUAAUAAUACAAACAGACACUUGAAUUUUAUUUAUAAAUUGGCGGGCGUAUUGUAGGCAGCUGUUAGAAAUACUAUUUGUAAUUUCAAUCUCUAGUUUCAAGAUGGGCAGUGGCACUGCUCUGUGGUGUCUAUGACCAUAGUAGACUUGACUCUAGUUGAAUGGACUGAACAUAUUUAAACAGUAACAACAAUACUACAACCACAGACAUUUCUUGCAAAAAAUACAUUAUUCUUUCUGUAAUUUUCAAUUUGUGUUUAGAAUGCUAUUAACUAUUUAGACAAUUUCUUAGAAUAAAUGUUUAGGAUACUUAAUUAAUGUAUAGUAUAAUACUAUAAUAUUAAAUUUAAGUAAGAUAUCCGCUGGAAUAUCCGUGGCGGUCUAUUAGUUAGCCCAGCGGUUUGCUGUAAAUAAAUAAUAAAUAAAAUCAUGUUAUAUAAGACAUAUCUCCCGUUUUGCCAAUUAAUACGUGUAUUCUGUAUUUUGUCGAGAUAUAUUAAUAAAUUAAAAGUCCGUAGAUUUCAGCUUGUUUCGGUGUUUCGAUGUAGCUUUUGGAAGUAGAGAAAAUAGCAGAGAGCUUUCGUUUUAAUCUCAAAGAGAAAUUAAUCUUCACGAAAUUAUGUAACACGCUGUUCAUUAAAUAUAUUUAAGUUGCAUAAUAUAUUUUUAAGAUAUGCGUAAAUCAAAUUAAACUAUUUUUGUGUAUUUAUUUAUUUUAUACAUAGAAUAGGUACUACUCGUAUAAAACAUUUAUUUAUUUACUAAAAAAAUUAUUUAUUUAUUGUAUUUAAUAAUAAUAAUGUUCUAUUACUUAAUUAAAUUAAUAUAAAACUUCAAGUGUCAGUGAUUAAGUGCCUGUGUCAACUUUUGAAAAUCUUUUGGCCUAUGACGAUCACUAACAAAGAACUGUGGCUGAUCACCAAGCAGACACCAAUGGAGAAGGAGAUCCUUACACGGAAGAGGCAGUGGAUUGGUCACAUAUCAAGAAAGCCCGAUAUUCACAAUCCAAGACAGCACUGACCUGAAAAGUGUCUGGCAAAAGAAAGAGAGGCCGUCCCAGAACAACUUGACGUCGGAGCAGGAGAUGGGCGUCUUGGACAUGGAGUUAAAAGGUGCGCGCUCAAGACCGAUGUAAUAUUUAAAACAAAAACACAUGCCCGCUGAGUUUCUUGCCAGUUCUUCUCAGGACGGAGGCUAGUUCUUGUGAAUUGGCGGUAGUUCGUUUUGUACUUUCAUUUAUGUUGAAUUUUUUUUAUUUAUUUGAAGUGAUUUGAUGUAAUUGGAAGGAUUUGAUUCGAGCCCUACACCCCAGCAGAGGGUAAUUGGAAAGAAAGAAGAAGAUUACAUAAUUGAAUAGUUAAGCAGCUAAUUUGAUUAACUAUAAUUUGCAUUCCGCUCAUACAUAGAUAAAGUAGAUUAUGUAGGUAAGUACUAAGUAAUUAGCAAUAGUCUUGAGAAUUUUAUUUUUUUAUUAAAAUUUUUAUAGUUAACCUCCAAAUUGUGAUUCUCAACUACAACUUUUUUUUUUAUAAUUAUGUAAACUGUUUCUGGUCACCCUGGCAAUUUUUUACGUUUUAUUAUUGCGAACGAAUUUUAGCACAUGUUUCAUUGAUUCUAUUUAAAAAAAUUUUUAUCAUAGAUAAUACAAUUAUGAUUUAUAUUAGACAAUAUAAUCUUAAUAGAUCUUAGCUUAUCAUUUAGAAUAAUCUAGACAGAUUAUUCUAAAUGAUAAGCUAAGAUCUGUACAUAUAAUAAAGAAACGAAAUGUGACAAUGACAAUAUUAAUUGUAGGAAAUAAACUUAAGUGGAUCGUGUCUUCCAUAGUCGUAAAUAUAUUUAGGGAGAAAUUUUCUAUAUCAUAUACAUCGAGAAAUCAACUGGUGGUAAAUUAAUCAGAAUUUUAGUAUAGCUGCGAAAGAAUUAAUUCUAUCAGAUGUCCUAUGAUUCUUUAACACAUGCAUGCAAUAGAUAUCUGCUCCUUACAGCCUUUCUACAUUUCUACUAGCUUCAUGGUUUUCUAUACGCAAUUUCGAUUGAUGUGUUGGUGACAUUUUGAGAUAACGCAAACCAAAAUUCAUACAAAAUCAUUUAAUACCAAAAUAUUAACCAAAUACAAGAAUACGUUAGAAAUAGGGUUGUCACCUUUUUUUUGCAGAUAAAGUACAUUGGUUAUAUUAUUAUAGGUUGGAAAAAAAGUAUAUCGUAUUAAAAUGAAGUACAAUUUAUUUAUUAUUAUUAUUAUGUUUAAAUACAUACAAAUUAAACAAGUAAUUAUGACAAUUAAUGACAGUGAAUUUAUUGAAAUUUGAGAUCAAGUUGCGUUCAGAAAUAUUUGUUAAAAAAACGAGUGCUUAGGCGAUGUGGCGUUGACGAGUGAGAAAUCGAUGUAUUUCGCUUUACAAAAAAAUACAUAUUAUGACUAAACUUUUCAAAAUCCCAAAGAAACCGAAUCAUGCCAAAUAAACUAUUCUCGUGUACUUUAUUGUUCACAUAAAUUAUAGAGUUCAAUUACCUUAAAUAACGUACAAUACUUUAUUAUAAAGUACGGGUGACAACCCUAGUUAGAAAUGUCUUGUUCAAAUGUUUAAAAUUCCACUUUUUAUUAUAGCUUCAUUUGUGCAACUCGACUUUCUAUAUCUGUAUUGUACUUCUUAUGGUGGAUAUAUCCUACCUGUAGAAUUUAUGUGGCUUAACCCUAAAUUAUUGUUUUUUGGUAAACACCAAAAAUAUAAUUGAAAAAUUUAAUUUUUCCAGUUUAAAUUUAGUUCUUUAAAUGUAAUGUAGUACAUUUUAAAGUUUAAAGCAUGCGCUUGAUUUAACAGAGAUGGAAUGCGUAUGUACUGUGUUUUUUUAUAUUAAAAUUUGAAUUUAUACUUUAAUUUUUUCAAAUAAAAUUUAAAUUAUUAACUUCAAUUUUUAAAAUUUAAUUUUUUGAACUGAUAGAAUGAAUAUAUGUUUAUAAGUCGCUUUUUGAAAUAUAAAAUUCAUUUUCUUCAAAUUUUUUAUUAAGCCACUUUAAUUCUAAAAAUGCGAUUUGCAGACAUUUAAAAUCAUGUGGUUAGCUUCUUUAAUCUUUGGAAAUUUGUAAUGUAGAUAGUGAUAAUCAAGUACAUGAAACAGUUGCAAGCAAAAAGUUUUCUUCUACAUCCUACAACAUAAAUCAUCAUGAAGCUAUUGGUUACAUAUGAGAAUGUCUAUAGAAACUAACUGGCUUUUGUAGUCGUAUUUUGUGAAUCAGUUCAAUGUGUUAAUAAAAAAAUAAUAGAUUCAUGUUAGUAGUUAUUGAUUGUUUAAAGUAAUAUUUGUGAAAGCGACAAACAGUUUGAUCGUGUUACUAUAAUUAUAAUCAUUGAUGGAGUUCAGAAAUCGACUGAUUAUUGUAUUGCGCGCUAAUGCUGGUAACAUUAUUAGCCCACUUAGCUUCCAGAUGGGCAGUAGAAGUAUCUACCUUAUUGUCUAUCGGGUCAUUAACAUAACAAUUAGUUUUUUUUUUCCUGCCUAUGCUGAUAGCCUUGAGAGGCUAUUUCAACUUCACCCUAGCGUGUAGGUGAGCUCUCGGGGCUCAAACCGGAAGUAUUGCUAACACUGGCCCUAGCAAGAGCAGUGCUUCCCAGAAUCUACCACCGGAUCGGAAACGCGACCCACAGAAGAUCCGGCGAGAAACUCAGUGGGCUGUGUCUGUGGGUUAAUUCACUCGUCGAGCCCUUCGUCACAAGCGGACGGGUUCGGCGAGGACGGUGACCGGUGCUUGAGGUACCUAAAAGCACCGUUAAUGGAUCGGGAGGAUCCGUAAUGACGUGUCGAGGGCGACGUUGACUGUUUACCAUUCGGUCCACAGGAUCGGGUAUGGAUUAGUUUCGUUGUUGCAAGCUCUUUCAACUAACGGCAAGUUGUAAAUUUAAAUAGCAACGAUUGCAUUUAUUUUAUUUAACAUUAGCCGCUCGAGAAUAAAAUUAACACACGCGUCUUAAUUUACAUUAUUAACACACCUAGUAAAGUUUUUCAUACUCAAUUAACUUUAGUACGUAGUUAUGUGUAGUUGGUCUAUGUUGUGGUUGUAGAUUAGAUGAGUCGUCUAUUAUCAAAGGUGGCAAUCUGUGCAUUUGGACAAAAAAAUGUUAUUGAUAUGUCAAUACAGAUUGAUAUGAAUAUAAUCGUCUCCUUCAAAGAAUGCGGUUCAAAACCUGCAUUAAAUAAAGGUUAAUACUGAACCUGUUAUUUAUCUAAGAUGUCGUUCAGAAGAGUUUUGUGACUGCCAAUGGAAUACAAAGUCAAUAAUUCAUUUUUAUGAUUUACCAAUAAUUGUCCAAAAGUCACAUUGCCGGCUUUGAUAAUAGUCGACUCAGAUAGAGUAUAAUGAGUCUCAUAAUAUGUCUUCUGUGCAACGUGUCGUAAAUAAUUACAUAAUUGAUUUGAGCUAAAAGCUUUAUUACGUAUUAUCUUUGCUUGGUUACUAUAACCGAGAAUCUUAGAAAUAUUGUUAUUUAAUUUAAAAUUAAAUUUUAAAUGUUCAAUGAAUGCGCUUCUAUGUUUAUGUUUAAAAGAGAAAAUCUAUUUUCAAUGUCAUAUUGUAAAUUACGAAACGUGUCUUCCAUUUUAAGUGUGUUCAAAAACCAUUUAGUUGAACGUGUAAUUAAUUAUGUAGGACUGUUAGAUUGUUUAGUGUUUAGAAAAGGUUAACUUGCAGUUUUUGAGCAUUCUUGUAAUGAUAUUAUCGUAAUUGUUGCUGUAUGUAAAGAUAUAAUGUGUAUAACCAAUAAAAUUGUAUUGUUGUUAA